Messenger RNA from Ustilaginoidea virens, 969 nucleotides. RefSeq lists its product as uncharacterized. The record is from RefSeq and is a predicted model, not a curated record. Bases 1 to 969 code for a protein of 322 amino acids. Gene Ontology annotation, molecular function: electron transfer activity; heme binding. Gene Ontology annotation, biological process: mitochondrial electron transport, ubiquinol to cytochrome c. NCBI's taxonomy places the organism in Eukaryota, Fungi, Ascomycota, Sordariomycetes, Hypocreales, Clavicipitaceae. The transcript has 4 exons.
AUGUUGGCAAGGUCUUGCUUGCGCUCGACGCGCACCCUCAAUGGGCUUCGAAGCGGCGUCAACAAUGUCUCCAAGCGCGCAGCGACGACGAGUUCGGGUGCCGCUGGAGAAACGUCCACGGCUCGAUUGAACUUUGCAGCCAUCGCUUCCACUACGGUCGCUGCUGGUUCAAUCGCCUGGUACUAUCAUCUUUACGGACCCGUGGCCUUUGCUGCUACCCCUGCCGAGGAAGGCCUGCAUGCUACUCAAUAUCCCUGGGUUCACCAGCAAUGGCUCAAAACCUUCGACCACCAGGCACUGCGCCGCGGUUUCCAGGUGUACCGUGAAGUUUGUGCUUCUUGCCACUCCCUGAGCCGAAUCCCUUACCGUACUUUGGUCGGCGCUGUUUUGACCGUGGACGAGGCCAAGGCCCUCGCCGAGGAAAACGAGUAUCCCGGCGAGCCCGAUGAUCAGGGCGAGACUCAAAUGCGACCUGGAAAGCUGGCCGAUUACAUCCCCGACCCCUACAAGAACGAAGAGGCGGCGCGGGCUGCCAACAAUGGUGCCCUGCCCCCAGAUCUGAGCUUGAUUGUAAAGGGUCGCCACGGCGGCUGCGACUACAUUUUCAGCUUGUUGACUGGCUAUCCCGACGAGCCCCCGGCCGGUGCCCAGGUCGCCCCCGGCAUGAACUUCAACCCUUACUUCCCGGGAACCGGCAUCGGAAUGGCGCGAGUUCUGUACGACGGCCUGGUGGAUUACGAGGACGGAACACCGGCCUCGACGUCUCAGAUGGCCAAGGACGUGGUCGAGUUCCUCAACUGGGCCGCCGAGCCUGAAAUGGACGACCGCAAGAAGAUGGGCUUGAAGGUGCUCAUUGUCACGUCGGCUUUGUGGGCCGUCAGCGUGUGGGUGAAGCGAUACAAGUGGGCGUGGCUGAAGUCAAGGAAGCUUGCCUACGAUCCUCCUGCCGAGUCCAAGACUCGCCACUAA